This is a messenger RNA of Orcinus orca (killer whale), 372 nucleotides long. Its product is annotated as beta-defensin 130B-like. The record is from RefSeq and is a predicted model, not a curated record. The transcript has 2 exons. NCBI's taxonomy places the organism in Eukaryota, Metazoa, Chordata, Mammalia, Artiodactyla, Delphinidae. Bases 2 to 241 code for a protein of 79 amino acids. Gene Ontology annotation, biological process: defense response to bacterium; cell chemotaxis. Gene Ontology annotation, molecular function: CCR6 chemokine receptor binding; chemoattractant activity.
CAUGAGACUCCAUUUACUGCUUUCUGUUCUCCUCCUCUCUUUGACUAUAAUACCAAAAGCAAGUACUGGCCUUAUUCCAGGACAAAAACAAUGUAUUCUUCUGCAAGGGGUGUGCAAAGAUGGAGGAUGCACCAGCACGGAUGAUACCAUUGGUGUAUGUAAUGAUCAAAAAAAAUGUUGUAGAAGGUGGUGGGUACUUCUUCCCUAUCCAACGCCAGUUCCCAAAUCAAAAUCUCCUUGAUGACAGCAAACUGUAAGCCCUUCGAACUCUAGAACACAUGGAUGAACUUCACAGACUCCUGUUUGACUCAGAACUCCAGAACCCAAGGAUAAAUUAUACAGACUCCUCUUAAACUUGCUUUUCUCCCUUGA